Molecule: messenger RNA, 1269 nt
Organism: Gaeumannomyces tritici R3-111a-1
Lineage: Eukaryota; Fungi; Ascomycota; Sordariomycetes; Magnaporthales; Magnaporthaceae
Exons: 2
Coding region: 1-1269 (422 amino acids)
Biological process (GO): aerobic electron transport chain
Molecular function (GO): NAD(P)H dehydrogenase (quinone) activity
Source: RefSeq, a predicted model, not a curated record
AUGUCUCAGCGGAUCCUCAUUAUCGGUGCCGGCUUCGCUGGCCUCCACAGCGCCCUCGCCGCCCGGCGUCUGAUUACAAUGGCCACCGAGCAAGGCGCUGCCAAAGGCACCGGCGACAUCGAGAUCGCCAUGAUAGCGCCGCAGCCGAGGCUGGCAAUACUUCCAAGGCUAUACGAGGAGGACCCCAACAGCAAAGUAGCGCCUCUCGGGGACAUCUUGGCUACCGUGGGUGUCCGGUUCAUCCAGGGCAUGGUUGAUGAGAUUGACACGGCCAAACAAGAGGUCAGGUACUCGGGCGGCGAGACUACCAACUCUGGAAGCCAUUCAAUAACCUACAAUCGUCUCGUCCUCGCAGCGGGCGGAAGCGUCUCGCGCCCGGCUGGAGUGCUGGGCCUCGAGCACGCGUUUACCGUCGAUGGCGUCGAGAAGGCCGCGCAGCUCGAAUCGCACUUCAAGCAGCUCGCGCUCAGGGAGCCCAGCAAGACCCGGGGCACUGUUGUGGUCUGCGGCGGCGGCUUCACCGGCAUCGAGGUGGCUGCCGAGCUGCCCAAACGCCUCGGCAACAUCCUCGGCAGCGACGCCUCCUCCUCCUCCUCCUCCCCCAACAUCCGCGUCGUCGUCGUGGAGCGCGCCGACGUCAUCGCGCCCGACAUGGCUCCCGGGAUGCGGCCCUUCAUCUCCGAGUCGCUGCAGGGCCUCGGCGUCGAGGUCCGGCUCGGCGCAGCCGUCGUGGGCAUCGAAAAGGACAGCGGCAGUGGCGACGCGACGGUCCGGCUGUCCAGCGGCGACCGCAUCGAGGCGGCCACCGUGGUCUGGACGGCGGGGACGGUGGCCAGCCCGCUCGCGGCGCAGAUCCCGGGCGACAAGGAGGCCCGGAGCGGGCGGGUGCGCGUCGACGAGCACCUCCGGGCGCCGUCGGCGCCGACGUGCUUCGUGGCGGGCGACGUCGCGCUCGCCGUGGCCGACGCGGCGGACGGCGGCGGCGGCGGCGGGCACCACGCGCGCAUCCAGCCCGUCUACGUGACAUGUCUGGACCUGGGCGCGGCCGGGUCACUGGCCGGCGUCGGCUGGGACACGGUCGUGACGAGCGCCGGGCACGCGGCCAAGCCGCUCAAGCGCUACAUCAACGAGACCCUGAUCUACCCGGCCCACGACCUCGCGAGCCUGCUCGCGGCGGGGGAUCCUGCCAACACCAACGCGUCUGCCAUUGGGGCGCUCGGGUCGUACUUUCGGCUUCCCGGGGAGGGUGGCAUCGCGUCUUGUGCGUGA